Molecule: messenger RNA, 261 nt
Organism: Botrytis sinoallii
Lineage: Eukaryota; Fungi; Ascomycota; Leotiomycetes; Helotiales; Sclerotiniaceae
Exons: 3
Coding region: 1-261 (86 amino acids)
Source: RefSeq, a predicted model, not a curated record
AUGGCUGGGGCUGGAGUCGAGUGGAAAACUCGGCCGAACAAAGGUGGAGGAAGGAGAUUCGGAGAAAAGCUCUCGGAUAUUAUAUCUGACCGUGAGCAGUUGGGAGACGUCUCAUUAUCGAUACCGCUACCUAGGCUGGCCGCUGCUGGUGGCUGGAUCUUUCUCAUAACUCCGUACUCCGUAGAUCCCUCUUUACUCUUGAUUAGCCGAAUGGAUAAAGCCUUACCUAGCUAUCCGAAACCAGCUAUCGAUACUAGGUAG